CGCUUUGCAAUUUGGCAUUCCCAGGCGGGAAAACAUAGAUUCAUUCUUCUUAUAAUUCGAUCAACCUGUGUACUGCACGCUCUCUUCAUAUACCGCCCAUACAACAUCAACCAUCCCCCCAGUCCAAACCUGCGCACAGGAUGAUCCAACCCGGGGAGAUCUCGCUAUACCCAGGGGGCUGCAACCCCGAAGGCGGACGCCCGCUCGGCUGCUUGUAUGACCGCCAGUGCCAGAUCACGUACCAAGUAGGCGCGAGGGAGACGCCCUGCACGACGAUGUUCUACCUGCUUGGGCCCAGGGACCUGCCUCUGGAGGAGGUCCCCUGGGCCCGCAUGGAAGAACUGCUCAAGUACAUCUUCCUGCAGGCGCGGCGCGAGAACCCGGACUCGGCCCCCAUCGCCGGGGAGCUCAGCACCGGGGAAUGGUGUCGGUUCUAUCGCGAGGUCCUCCCCACGGACGGCGCAGACCAUCGGGUGCGUGGCAUCUACCAGUUCAAACUCGGGGGGAAGGCGACCUUCCAUGAGGAGGAGGAUGAGGCCCUGAUCGAGCUGUUGGCGAGCAUCACCCAUUCCGGUUUCCCCUACGUAGAGACGUUGCUGGGUCUGCACGAGAUCCUCGCCAGACACGGGCGAGGUGCGGUGAGGGUUCCGGGCCGUGCUGAGAGACGCAGGAUUGAGAGGCGCUGGGAACGCCGAAGCAUGGCAACGUAAAUGCACCCACCCAUUCAUUCCCGGUGUGUCAGAUGCCAACGAGCCAAAUGCAAGCCCCUCCUACUUGCUGGGACAGCUCAUCAUCGCAUGACUCAGUAAGCCCAGGGUGGCCAAUGGGUGCUGUAGUUCAUCUCACCUGUCCUCCUGGAAAUGCAUGAAAUCUAAAGGCGGGGUUGGGUAUGUCGGGACUCGGGUCUCGUAGGGACGCUCACCCCGCC
This is a messenger RNA of Aspergillus fijiensis CBS 313.89, 928 nucleotides long. RefSeq lists its product as uncharacterized. NCBI's taxonomy places the organism in Eukaryota, Fungi, Ascomycota, Eurotiomycetes, Eurotiales, Aspergillaceae. The coding region runs from base 141 to 710 and encodes 189 amino acids. The transcript has a single exon. The record is from RefSeq and is a predicted model, not a curated record.